This is a messenger RNA of Amphiprion ocellaris (clown anemonefish), 5872 nucleotides long. RefSeq names its product microtubule associated protein 4 like (gene map4l). Gene Ontology annotation, molecular function: microtubule binding. Gene Ontology annotation, cellular component: neuron projection. The record is from RefSeq and is a predicted model, not a curated record. Lineage: Eukaryota; Metazoa; Chordata; Actinopteri; Pomacentridae. The transcript is spliced from 17 exons. Bases 166 to 3552 code for a protein of 1128 amino acids. Gene Ontology annotation, biological process: microtubule cytoskeleton organization; neuron projection development.
UGAGGCGGUUGGGAAAAGGGGCGUGUCCUACCGCCUGAGUCCUGGCACCAGUCUGCUCUGCUCGCAGCGGAAGGUGGAGAGAUUCAGCUCAUCACACACUCUGUCUGUCUGACUGUCACACACUCGGCAAGAGAGAACCGGGACGCAUCCGAACGUAACAGGACUAUGGACCUGAGCCUGAGAGAUGCUCUGGGUGGGGGUGGAGGUGGGGUCCCAGGAGGGGCCCCCGCUGAGGCCCUGCUCAAGAGGGACUUCGUGGCUUCACUGGAGAAAGACAGCUACGACGACAAGGUGGGAGAGACGGUGUCCAAGAGCGACUACCGACCCUUACUGGACGGAAAGGACACCAAGAGCAGUCCGGGGAUGAUGUCAUCAAUGAUGUCAGGUGGACGCCAGGACCCGCCGGGACAACCUUCCUUUGGCUCCGACUACCUGUCUGGUCCUAUGAUGGGUGGGAUGACAGAUCAGUGGAGCCUGAACAAGACAAAGGACAGCAGCAGGCCUGACUCAUUUCUAGGCUUCUCCCAGUCUGGGAUGGGAGGCACCAUGGGGUCCAGCCUGCCUCCAUUCCAGACCAGCAUGAGCUCCACUCUGGGCCAGACUGGGAUGAGUCCAGCUAUGGACUCCCAGAAGAGUUCAGGACUGUUUGGUGUGGAAAACAAAACCACCACUAACACCAGUGGGAGCAGUCUGUUUAAAACCAGUGAUCCGUUUUCUACUGGGGGCCUGGGAAUCCACUCUAUGGAUCACUCUGCAGCUCCCGUCCUCUCUCCCAGCGGCUCAAUGGACGACAGCAGUCCCACUUCGUCCAACUCCGAACCCCUCAGCCCCGAGAGACUGGGGCCGGGGGGCGAGGCCGGCAAGCAGCAGCAGCGGCGGAGGAAGAAGAAGAGGAAGGGCCGCGACGAAGUCUACAACUUCUUGGAUAGCCAGGAGAAUAACAUCGGCCAGUCAGACAAGCAGGAUCAGAGCAAAAGGGAGGCGGAGGAGGACGAAGAUGAGGAGGAGAACUGGGAGUGGGAGAUCAGAGAGAGUGGAGGAGGGGGUAGAGUGAAAGGCAGGAAGACUAAGAGUCGAGCAAGACUUCCGGAGGAGUGGGGAGCUCCUCAGCAACCCAUCUCUCCCACACCUGCUACAGCCGCUACUGACCCCAAAGCUUCAAACCCCGCUUUGCCCUCUGCCCCUGAAAAAAUACCCAUAAGCUUCACCAACUGCUCCCAUGUUAGCCUCGCAACAGAUUCAUCUCCACGCUCCUAUGAGCCCAUGUGCGUAGAUGAUUUUCCUGUGUCCGUUAAAGACGGGCACAAGGCGAAUGAAGACAAAGUUCCAACCAGCAAACCUGAACCCAACAUUGGUUUAGCAUCUAGCGCUGCCGCCAAGAGUAGUAUAUCUGGAGAUGUUAGCGGCAGUCUAGCUCUGAUAACAGGUGACAACCUGAGCCCAGUCUCCCAGACCUUCUCUUUCCUCGAUUCAGUCCUCCAGACCCCUCCAGGCUCCGCUCCCGACUCGCAAACCACCACCCCGAUCACCAACACCCCUUCUCUCGCCACUGCUUCCCAGAUAAAGUCCACCCCGACUGAAACCAUUUCCGCACAAUCCUCAUCUGUUUUCAAGAGCACUCCAGACCUUCCUCCCACUUCCACUUUGUCCACCAACCCACCCUUAGCUGCUCCUGCACCGACACUCCCGCCAGCAGCUGCAGUCGGCUCAGGCCUCAACGUCGAUGCCAAGCCUUUCGUCCCCUCAGCCGCAUUCAUGUCCUCCACAGUCACUUCCAGUGCAGCUCCUGUUGUUAGCACAGCAGCGGCUUCCACCACCUCAGCUACGCCCUUUAGCUCCACAUCUGCUCCCUGUAAGACCGAAGCCACCCCCACAUCAUCAUCAGACGCUGGCCCCAAAAGUGUAGCCACGUCCUUUAGCUCACCCCCUCCCUCCAUCACCCAAGCAGUCCCUCCCUCUCUCCCUGCACACUCAGAGCACCAGGAGUCCUCAUCGCCACAGCUCCCCCCACUGGAAGUGAAAUCUGACAACAAAGACAAGCAGGAGAAGAUGGACAUCAUGUUCGGCAAGACAGACAAGAUUGACACCUUUGACAAGAAGGAAGAGCAGCAGAAGAAGGACAACGUUCCAGACAAGAACCAGAAGUCCGAGAAGAUCCUCAAAAACGAGGAAAAAAUGGAGAAAAUGAAUGCGGAGAAAAACAGCAAGACCGCUGAGAAGGCGGAGAAGGUGGACAAGCCGGAGAAGACCAACAAAGACGAGAAGAAGGAAGAGGAGAAGAAGCCGGUUGAGAAGAAGGACGAUAAAGGAGGGAAAAGCACGGCCAAGUCUCCGACAGGCAACGGCAGCAAGACCCUGCCGAGUCCCGACAGCAAGAGCAAGCCUGAUGUGGGUUCAACCAAACCAAACUCAGCCAAAUCGCGCCCAUCCACCCUCUCCACCAAUGGCGAGGCCAACUCGGCCAAACGCCCCUCCCCCACCACAGCCUCAGCCAAUAAAAAAAGCCCUGUACCCAAGGCAACCACGCCGACCGCUGCCAAGCGGCCGCCAACAGCAACUGGUUCCAACAAGGCUGCCAAGACUCCUGAAAAUGGUACAACUGAGAAGCGUCCAUCUGUGCCAAAGGCCACACCCACCCCACGCUCAACUGCCAAUAAGAAUGGCUCCUCUGCACCUGCUGGAAACAAAGCUGCAGCUAACAAGAAUGACAAGACUGAGAACAAGACUGGAGAGGCCAAGAAAUCCAAGACUGCAGCCCGUCCUCGCCCGGCCUCCACCGCCACUCCUGCCACUCCAGCUGCCUCCACUAACGGCGAGGCCACCACUCACCGCCGCCGGGUCAUCACCAAACCCCCCGUGCCCAAGCAGACCCCGCUGGAGAAGAAGCCGGCGGUUCCUCGCGCCCCCCGAACCCCCCGACCCAUCAACGCCCCGACACCGGACCUGAAGAACAUCCGCUCCAAGAUCGGAUCCAUCGACAACAUCAAGUACCAGCCUGGCGGAGGAAAGGUCUCCUCCACCCCGAACAACAAGACAUCAGACUCCUCCACCCCUGCCGCCAAGGCCAGAGUUCAGAUAGUGCACAAAAAGCUGGACUUCAGCCACGUCACCUCUCGCUGUGGCUCCAAGGACAAUAUCAAACAUGUCCCUGGAGGUGGCAAUGUGCAGAUCCUGAAUAAGAAGGUUGAUGUGAGCAAGGUGACAUCCAAAUGUGGCUCCAAGGACAACAUCAAACACAAACCAGGCGGUGGUGACGUGAAGAUUGAGUCGCAUAAGCUAAACAUUAAGGCCAAGUCUAAGAUUGGAUCCCUCGACAACGUAGGGCCAGGGAACGGACAGACCAACGGACACAAGGAGGAGAAAGCAGAGGAGAAAACAUCUUCACCCCCAAGUGGCGCUCAGACAACAGGACCAGCAAGUGUUGCUAAGGCAACGGCACCAGGCGGUGUUGCUAAGGAGAACGGCAUGAAGGAGCCCACACCUACUCCUUUUGGGGGAGAUGGACUGAGGGAGCCCCUUAGCAUAGACAAGCGCAUCACUGAGACAAACUGAGUCCCAGUGAAAUGCAGAUUUUGGUGGGACUCGCAUGGCACUCGCCGACCUGCCAAUCAACUGACCAACCAACCUACCACGGCGCAGUCACUUCCCUCUGGCCCCGCCCUUCAUCUCGCCCACCGCAGCACCGAACUGACCGAUCACCUCUCAGUGUUUCUCUGGGGUCUGCCUGCCAGCUUCUUGCUACAAACCCCCGACCUCCGACCUCUGGGUUGACUUCUGAUCCUGCCUACCACAGAGAAGACCACUUUCUGUUAGUCUGUGUGUCUCCGUGUGGGGUUCCACCAGCUUCUCGACUGAUAAAAUCCCCUCGUAAGCACUGAUUUAGACGACUUAAACCCCAAAUAUAACAACAACCCCCAACGCAAUAAACCCACCAUCACAGUCAGUGCUGUACUACAUAUAUUAAGCCACUAUUUUCGUAGAGUCUAAACACUUGCCUGAAGUCACAGUUCUGAGGCUGUUCUGGUCCCUCUCAUUUCAAAAAACCCUUUGAUUUCCCGACCUUGUUAGCACAUCUAUGCUAACGCUACUUUCUCCAUUCCCAGUCCAUCAGAUAACUACAGCACAGGUCUCAUUCUAGUUCAUCCUACAGCUCCAUCAACCAUUUUAUCUCACCACUUCUCUCGGUAUCUUUGCACCAGUUUGUCUAAUCGACAUUCACUGUAACAAAGCUUCUUUAUCUGUGGACGAUUGAUAUGAUACUCACGGUUAGCAGUGAUGGGUGCAGAGAGCGCAGAUGUAUUCUGGAGCAGAGCGGGUUUGAAUGGAGAUUUUAAAAUCAGCACAUGAAAUCAGUGCAGAAGCUUCGAGAAUGAAAGACAGUUCCUAAGUUCUGUUGGCUAAGUCAUGAUGAAAAGGCUUUAACGAAGCAAAUGAGUUUCAGUGCAGUCUGAAACCUCUUUUAAUGAUGCGGUUAAUGCGUGAUCAUCAUCAGUGCAGGAUGAGGAGGGAUACGAGAGCACUGCUGCUCCUCUGGCUCAGAAAGAUUUGGCAUUGACCGGAUGUAUUUGAUCUUGGAGCCAAAUAUGUUUUUCAAAAUUAGGACCACUCUGACCUUGAAGAGGUGAAUGGAGGAAUGAUCUUAAACUGGGGUGUUUUACCCUUUAUGAAGACUAGAGAAUCUAGAGGUGAAACCACCAGCUGCUGCACCUUUUAGCCACAGAACAUGAAAGGAUUGAUGCACUGGACAUUGUUUGUAGCACAUAUUGCAGACAGUGUCAACCACUGGGCUGCUUUAGGAAAGAUUCGGUCACUUCAGCACAUUCAAAAGCAGCAUUUCAGGAAAUAAAUCCGUGGAACUGUCAGGAUCUGUGGAUCGCUUGUAGAGGCAAACCAGACGAAUGGUUAACAUCAAGAUCAAGCAGCGUUACUCAUUUAAAGCCCGAAUAGCAAGCUGUCUUGACAUUACUGGCCACUGAAGGAACAGAGGAAGCUAUCAUGCAACCCAAAACUGUUUCACAACAGAGAGAGGAGGUGGGAAUCAGAGGUAGAAUUGGCCAGUUUUGAAUCAACUGUGAACUAAUUGUCUAGAGAUCAACUGUGUUAGCAGGCCUGCAGGCUCAGAGCGCUUGUUCUCCCCUCCUCUGGAAGUGAUUGAAAUUAUGUACAAUCAAAAGAGCAGCAGAAUAAAUGGCACAGUAUAGAGAUACUGAAGUUUGGAGUGCUGUUGUGAUGAUUGGCACUAGCAUGCUUUCUGCCUGCUCUGGUAUUCAAUCAUUGGAACAUUUGUUCCCACAUUACUGCAUACACAGGUCUGAGUAUUACCCUCCCUUGGGAAUGAGUGUGAUCCUGAACGCACCAUAAAUAGUCAUUCUACUUAGUGCUCACAUUCUGCAGAGGAAGCUGUGAACUUGCAGUCUUUGAAAGUACAAAAAACUACCAAAAAAGCAACAACUCUUUCAAUAUAACACAACCCUCAAUCUUCUUCUGCAACUAAGCUCACGUACAUGUUUGUGUGACCUCAGUCUUCUGUUAGACUAUUUCUGCCACCACAGCUCACCAUAUCCUUCACCUACACCUGCACCAACCUGUGAGGGACCCCAGCAGUCACCCUGUGAGCUGCAUUCUCCAGUUCGUGUGCGGUUACCACAGACAGUCAGACAAGCACUUGCCUUCUUUUUGCGCACAUGUGGCACUUCCUGGUCAUGUGGUUCACCCUCAGUGGAGAGGUGCUCAGUCGUCCUUCUAGCCGGUGUGUCGUAGAACCCGCUCUGUGAAUCCUGCUAACUUUCUUCACACACACACACACACACACACACACACACACACACACACACACACACACACACACACACACACACACAUAUAAACACAC